UUCAUCACCGAUUACCUUGGCGCAGAGGUUACUUUUGAUCAGGCAUAGGCAAAGUGUGGUCAGCUUUGAUGCAGAAGAGAUAAAAAAACUAUAAAGAUGACAACAGAAGUAUCAGAAGAUCAUGCUAAAAGCAAAGUUAGUGAAAGAGAACAUAUUCGUCGAACAUUUUAUAAAAAUCCAAUCAAAAAAGACAAUCCUAAAUUAGAUCUGGAUUGGAAUUCGUCUCAGGAGGAAAGACGAAAAUGCAUGUUAGAACAUCAAAAAAGAUGUAGAGAUCAAAACUUUAAUGCUGCACGUGGUAUAUUAUCAUAUUUGUCUGAAUUGAAAUACGAAGAUCAAGAAGAUUGGGAAAAUUGUCAAGACGAAGAAGAAGAUUGUGAAGAAGAUGAAGCUUAUGAAGAUUUUGAAGCUUAUGAAGAUCAUGAAUGUUAUGAAGAUUGCAAAGAAAUUAAAGGAUAUGAAGACUACAAAAAAAGUGAUCGCAAUCUAUAUGAAAACAAUACAGGAAUUCACAGAUAUAGGAAGAUGAUGCUCUCAGAAUGGAUGGUAGUUGUUCCGGAAGACUUGGUAGAAAACUGGGUUAUGAUUCCGUGUCCAGUAGGGAAUCGGAGGAGAUUAAUUUCUGGCUUGGGUAAAACAAGGUCGUAUAAUAAAUAUGGUGUCUUGUGCGAUGUCUUUAAUUCAGCGCUUCCUGGUGGAAGUCUUAGUCGCUAUCCAAAUUCCAUUCACGCUUUACAGUAUGCUAUUUUGGAUUGUAUAUGGGUGAAGACAAAACAAACGUAUUAUGUAUUAGAUGUAUUAUUCUGGAACUCAUUACCAUUUACAGAUUGCGAGAUGGAUCUCAGACUAUUCUGGAUCAAGAGCAAACUCGCCGAAAUAGAAAACUUACAAGACCGUGACACUGAUACAAAUACAUAUCCAAUUUUGCCUCUCCCAAGUAUCAAUUGCGACUCAGAUUUAUCAGCGGCUUUAGAAAAUCUUGAUCCCAAAUUGUUUCCUUUAGAUGGGUUACUAUUUUAUCAUCGUGCUGCAUUGUAUACCUUUAUGAAAACUCCACUUGUAACGUGGCUAAAGCCUUAUAUGUUGCCUGAAAAACUCGGCGUAUCUGUAUCGCCACCGCUUGAUGAGCGUCCUGAUGACUAUAUAAAUUUUGAACAUUUCAUAGAACGAAUAAAUAAUGCGAAAAAAUUCCAGAAUCGGGAAAUCAUUUUUACAGAUAUUGAGAAAGAAAACACUGAAGAAAUGGAAAUAGACCGAAAGAUGGAAACAGAAAUAAUAGAGAUAGAAAACGAAGAUGAGAAAGUAGACCAAAAAAUAGAGAUAGAAAACGAAGAUGAGAAAGAAGACCAAAAAAUAGAGAUAGAAAAUGAAGAUGAGAAAGAAGACCAAAAAAUAGAGAUAGAAAAUGAAAGUAAAAAACAGAAAAUGGAAAAAUAG
Molecule: messenger RNA, 1437 nt
Organism: Pseudomyrmex gracilis
Lineage: Eukaryota; Metazoa; Arthropoda; Insecta; Hymenoptera; Formicidae
Product: snurportin-1
Exons: 6
Coding region: 97-1437 (446 amino acids)
Biological process (GO): snRNA import into nucleus
Cellular component (GO): nucleus; cytoplasm
Source: RefSeq, a predicted model, not a curated record